CAUUGUGGGCAAGGCCAGCCACCGCCGCCAUUUUGUCUCCGUCAGGCGCGGCGCGGGUUGUCGGGGCGAGGCGGCUGAGCUGGUGUCUGGCGAGGGGGAUUCGGUUCUCAGCUCACGAUGAUAUCGGCCGCCCAGCUCCUCGAUGAGCUCAUGGGCCGGGACAGGAACCUGGCCCCGGAUGAAAAGCGCAGCAACGUGCGGUGGGACCACGAGAGCGUUUGCAAAUACUAUCUUUGUGGCUUUUGCCCAGCUGAAUUAUUUACAAAUACCCGUUCUGAUUUAGGUCCUUGUGAAAAAAUUCAUGAUGAAAAUCUACGCAAACAGUAUGAGAAGAGCUCUCGGUUUAUGAAGGUGGGCUAUGAGAGAGACUUCCUGCGCUAUUUGCAGAGCUUGCUUGCAGAGGUGGAGCGCAGGAUCCGGAGAGGCCAUGCUCGUUUGGCUCUCUCACAGAACCAACAGUCUUCUGGGGGAGCAGGACCGACUGGUAAAAACGAGGAGAAGAUUCAGGUGUUAACUGACAAAAUUGAUGUACUGCUUCAACAGAUUGAAGAACUAGGUUCAGAAGGAAAGGUGGAAGAAGCACAAGGAAUGAUGAAACUUGUUGAACAGUUAAAGGAAGAGAGAGAACUGCUGAGGUCCACAACUUCAACAAUUGAGAGCUUUGCAGCCCAGGAAAAACAAAUGGAAGUUUGUGAAGUUUGUGGAGCCUUUUUAAUUGUAGGAGAUGCACAGUCCAGGGUAGAUGACCACUUAAUGGGAAAGCAGCACAUGGGUUAUGCCAAAAUAAAAGCUACUGUAGAAGAUCUAAAAGAAAAGUUACGAAAAAGAACAGAAGAGCCUGACCGUGAUGAAAGGUUGAAAAAAGAGAAACUAGAACGGGAAGAGAGGGAGAAAGAGAGGGAGCGGGAAAGAGAAGAGCGGGAAAAGAAGAGACGACGUGAAGAGGAAGAAAAGGAAAAAGAGAGGGCUCGUGACAGAGAGAGACGUAAAAGGAGUCGCUCACGGAGCAGGCAUUCAAGCAGGACAUCUGACAGGAGGUGCAGCCGCUCACGAGACCACAAAAGGUCAAGAAGCAGAGAAAGAAGACGAAGCAGGAGUCGUGAUCGGAGGAGAAGCAGAAGCCAUGAUAGAUCAGAAAGGAAACACAGGUCUCGUAGUAGGGACAGGAGACGGUCAAAAAGCAGGGAUCGAAAAUCCUACAAGCACAGAAGCAAAAGCAGAGAGAGAGAACAAGACAGGAAGUCAAAAGAAAAAGAAAAGAGGGGAUCUGAUGAUAAAAAAAGUAGUAUGAAGUCCAGUAGUCGAGAAAAACAGAGUGAAGACACAAAUACAGACUCGAAGGAGAGUGAGACUAAGAAUGAGGUCAAUGGGACCAAUGAAGACAUUAAAUCUGAAGUGCAGCGUAAGUAUGCACAGAUGAAGAUGGAACUAAGUCAAGUAAGAAGAGAAACUAAAGCACCUUCUGAAGGAAAUGACAGUGUAGUCCUGCAAAACGUUUUGAGGUACAUUGUUUUGUCUCAGCUAUUUUGUAGCAGACUCGUGCCCCCAUUAGUGUGCCUCUUUGGGACAUAUAUGUAAUAUAGUCACCAUAGAAAAAUUAAUUAUCCUUUUUUAUUUUUAGGGAUUCUGUUAUCUUUUUUUUUAAAAAAAGUUGAACUGGUUUUGUAUUUAAGUCCAUAUUGUGUUGGUACAUCAGCAGAAACUUUUGCUUAAAUACUUAAUAUUUGAGGCAUAUGUUGGACUAGUUUGUUUUCAUUUAAACUGCUAGUAUUUCUUUGUCAAGGAUGUUUCUAGUUUUUUUGCUUUAUUGCCUUGCAUUCUAAUGCAGUUUGUUCUGUAACUCGAGAGCCAGUAGCAUUGGAUUGAUGGAAGUGUAGGGUUUAUGAAUUAUUGCAGCUGACUACCAUACCUCACACAGCGUUGGUGUUGUGAGCGGCCCAUGAAAAGCCAAAUUAAAAAUCAAGGAUUCAGUCAAACUAAGCAGGUACUCAUGCCAGGUACUCCUUUCUCUACCCACAUCCAUGUUUGAAUGCUGUUGCCUGUAAUCUUUAAGCUUACUGUUGUGUUCUUGAUUUUGAAGCUAGUGGAAAGGACUUUUUGUGUAUUGUGUGACUACUAUAAAUCUGAUGUUAACAGAAUGGAAUUUUCUUUCAACUGUGUGUAGGGAAUGCAGUGCUGCCCAGAAUUAGAUAUCUUUAAAGAGUUUAAAAUGCAAUAAACACUACCUAAUAUUCGCCUUGUUACUUUCAAUGCAAUUCAAGUCUUUAAGAGGUAUGUGCUUAAUAUUUCCUACUGUGUAGGAGACUUUGCAGUCAGCCAUAGCACAGAGGAGUGGAAUGGCUGGUAACAGGCUUGUAAGGCAAUUUGUAAAACAAAUGCAGAGACAGAUGCCACCACAUGAUGGCAGUGUUGAUGGCAGGAAUGUAUGCUGGAAACUCUUUGUGGGAAAUGAAGCAGCUAAGCAAUAGGCAAUUAUGUAUUGGAAGGACAACUUGAAGUUUUUUCCCAACUCUUGACAUAGCUUUCUUACAGAAGGUCUUUAGUUGUAUUCCUGAAAUAAGGAACUAACAGUGAAGGUGACAGCUGAUAAAUGAGCUUAUUGCAAUAUAAUUUGUUACUGUAGUUGCAUUAUGUAUGCUAGGACUCUUAAACAUUUAAUGUUGAUAUUAAACCAUUAAUGCUACAUCAUUGCUUCUAAUGGCAGUCAUGUUCAAUGGUGAUGUUUUUGUAGAGUUAAGAUGACAGCUAACAACUGGGCGAGUGUAUAGGAAUGGUAAACACAAUGCUCCUAAUGCUGUCUAAUCGUCUGUUCUCCCAAAAUUUUGCAUUAUAGGACUACUAUGUGAAGAGUCUGCGAAGACAGCAGAAAACAGCUUAAACUGAAGAUCUGCUUUUAAAUGAGGUGAAAGAAAGCUGUAGUGGCAUAGAAAAACGUAAAGUUGAGUUAGAUUUUUUUUUUUUUUUACAAAAUUUAAUUCAGGACUGGUGUUUCCUCCCAGAGUUCAAAAAGAUGUGUUGAUAAUAGCACAUAUGCUACUGAGAAUAUAAGUCCUGUAUCCUUCUUUUUCUUUAAGACUUUUUAAGAUAUGAAACCAACAUAACCUGAACACAUGGCUUGCUCAGUGUUUAAUUGCAAGUUUUCAUUCUUGGACUUUAAAACACAAGAAUAAAUGUUUAGUAUUUGUGUGAAUUGAACUAAGAUGAAUCCCAUUUUUACAACUAAGCAAUUCCUAGCUUCUUGAUAUAUGAGAAAUGGAAAUAAAGUAUCUUUGAAUUUCUGUUACAAA
Motacilla alba alba is the source of this 3287-nucleotide messenger RNA. RefSeq names its product LUC7 like 3 pre-mRNA splicing factor (gene LUC7L3). The record is from RefSeq and is a predicted model, not a curated record. Gene Ontology annotation, cellular component: U1 snRNP; U2-type prespliceosome. Gene Ontology annotation, molecular function: mRNA binding. Gene Ontology annotation, biological process: mRNA splice site recognition. NCBI's taxonomy places the organism in Eukaryota, Metazoa, Chordata, Aves, Passeriformes, Motacillidae.